AAAUGGAAAUUUCUUGACGGAGGGAACUGGGUUUGUUCUCCCAGGCUUCGCGCUGCAGUCAGGCAGAGCCCCGGGGCAGCUCGCUCACCGCGGAGGAGCCACUUUGGAGUUUUACGCCCUUUCCAUCCACACUCCACCCAUGGACUGGAAAGGAUGUUCAGUUACUCGCGGGCUUGUUGUCUGAUACUGGGAUGGAAAGUCACAGUCCGCAGGCUGGAGUGAGGCGCGAGAAGAUGCCUGGUCCUUGCCUCGCGGACUUGGCAGCCGCGUCCUUCGGGUCUGUCCACUGAACUGCUGAGGACUCGCCCGUGUGCGGGGACCCGAGUGCCACUUCCCGGAGCGUUACCUUGCGCUCCAGCCUCCAGGCUAGCUAAUACCUGGAGGGCAGGGCAGGGCUGUUCCCGCUCUCACCCCUUGCGGAAGGAUGGCAGGAUCCGGCGCAGCGACGUAGCAGCGGGAGGGCACAGCGACCUGCAUCUCCAGUUUCUCCUCAGGACACAAGGCUGACUUCACCUUCCGGACAGCUGCAAAGCCCCUGCCAGAACCAAACCGAACUCGCGCCUCGGAGAGGGGCUUCUGGGGCCGGUUCGCUGCAGGGAGUGGGGAGUGGAGAGAGGGAAGGGGAAGCCUGGGGCUGUGUGUGCGCGCGUGGGAGCGCGCCUCGGAGCGCCCCGCACUCCCCCACUCUAUCCCCGGGGGCACUUUGGGAAGGAGGGAGUGGUAGUCGCGGGAAUGAGGGAGCAAGAGAAACCCUCUCAAAGCGACGCCCCAAACAGGUCCGGAUUUAGAAUUCGAAGCUAAAGGCUGUUAGAAAUUGGGACUCCUCGGCCUCCUUUGCAGCCCCUCCUUUCCCGCCCCGAAGCCCGGACGGUUUGCUGGCUGCCUGCUUCCCCGCCCCCGGCUCAGAGGUCUCUGGCUGGCGGGCGCCCCGUCGGCCGCCGGCUUCCUCCUUGAAACCCGCCGGCGCACAUGAGGCCGCUGCCCCCGCCGCAGGCGCUGGCGGCCCCCUCGCGGUGCCCGUGGUGAUGCCAUGCCCCGCCACCACGCGGGAGGAGAGGAGGGCGGCGCCGCCGGGCUCUGGGUGAAGAGCGGCGCAGCGGCGGCGGCGGCGGGCGGGGGGCGCUUGGGCAGCGGCAUGAAGGAUGUGGAGUCGGGCCGGGGCAGGGUGCUGCUGAACUCGGCAGCCGCCAGGGGCGACGGCCUGCUACUGCUGGGCACCCGCGCGGCCACGCUCGGGGGCGGCGGCGGUGGCCUGAGGGAGAGCCGCCGGGGCAAGCAGGGGGCCCGGAUGAGCCUGCUGGGGAAGCCGCUCUCUUACACGAGUAGCCAGAGCUGCCGGCGCAACGUCAAGUACCGGCGGGUGCAGAACUACCUGUACAACGUGCUGGAGAGACCCCGCGGCUGGGCGUUCAUCUACCACGCUUUCGUUUUUCUCCUUGUCUUUGGUUGCUUGAUUUUGUCAGUGUUUUCUACCAUCCCUGAGCACACAAAAUUGGCCUCAAGUUGCCUCUUGAUCCUGGAGUUCGUGAUGAUUGUCGUCUUUGGUUUGGAGUUCAUCAUUCGAAUCUGGUCUGCAGGUUGCUGUUGUCGGUAUAGAGGAUGGCAAGGAAGACUGAGGUUCGCUCGAAAGCCCUUCUGUGUUAUAGAUACCAUUGUUCUUAUCGCUUCAAUAGCAGUUGUUUCUGCAAAAACUCAGGGUAAUAUUUUUGCCACGUCUGCACUCAGAAGUCUCCGUUUCCUACAGAUCCUCCGCAUGGUACGCAUGGACCGAAGGGGAGGCACUUGGAAAUUACUGGGUUCAGUGGUUUAUGCUCACAGCAAGGAAUUAAUCACAGCUUGGUACAUUGGAUUUUUGGUUCUUAUUUUUUCAUCUUUCCUUGUCUAUCUGGUGGAAAAGGAUGCCAAUAAAGAAUUUUCUACAUAUGCAGAUGCUCUCUGGUGGGGCACAAUUACAUUGACAACUAUUGGCUAUGGAGACAAAACUCCCCUAACUUGGCUGGGAAGAUUGCUUUCUGCAGGCUUUGCACUCCUUGGCAUUUCUUUCUUUGCACUUCCUGCCGGCAUUCUUGGCUCAGGUUUUGCAUUAAAAGUACAAGAACAACACCGCCAGAAACACUUUGAGAAAAGAAGGAACCCAGCUGCCAACCUCAUUCAGUGUGUUUGGCGUAGUUAUGCAGCUGAUGAGAAAUCUGUUUCCAUUGCAACCUGGAAGCCACACUUGAAGGCCUUGCACACCUGCAGCCCUACCAAGAAAGAACAAGGGGAAGCAUCAAGCAGUCAGAAGCUAAGUUUUAAGGAGCGAGUGCGCAUGGCUAGCCCCAGGGGCCAGAGUAUUAAGAGCCGACAAGCCUCAGUAGGUGACAGGAGGUCCCCAAGCACUGACAUCACAGCCGAGGGCAGCCCCACCAAAGUGCAGAAGAGCUGGAGCUUCAACGACCGAACCCGCUUCCGGCCCUCGCUGCGCCUCAAAAGUUCUCAGCCAAAACCAGUGAUAGAUGCUGACACAGCCCUUGGCACUGAUGAUGUGUAUGAUGAAAAAGGAUGCCAGUGUGAUGUAUCCGUGGAAGACCUCACCCCACCACUUAAAACUGUCAUUCGAGCUAUCAGAAUUAUGAAAUUUCAUGUUGCGAAACGGAAGUUUAAGGAAACAUUACGUCCAUAUGAUGUAAAAGAUGUCAUUGAACAAUAUUCUGCUGGUCAUCUGGACAUGUUGUGUAGAAUUAAAAGCCUUCAAACACGUGUUGAUCAAAUUCUUGGAAAAGGGCAAAUCACAUCAGAUAAGAAGAGCCGAGAGAAAAUAACAGCAGAACAUGAGACCACAGAUGAUCUCAGUAUGCUCGGUCGGGUGGUCAAGGUUGAAAAACAGGUACAGUCCAUAGAGUCCAAGCUGGACUGCCUGCUAGACAUCUAUCAACAGGUCCUUCGGAAAGGCUCUGCCUCAGCCCUCGCUUUGGCUUCAUUCCAGAUCCCACCUUUUGAAUGUGAACAGACAUCUGACUAUCAAAGUCCUGUGGAUAGCAAAGAUCUUUCGGGUUCUGCACAAAACAGUGGCUGCUUAUCCAGAUCAACUAGUGCCAACAUCUCGAGAGGCCUGCAGUUCAUCCUGACGCCAAAUGAGUUCAGUGCCCAGACUUUCUACGCGCUUAGCCCUACUAUGCACAGUCAAGCAACACAGGUGCCAAUUAGUCAAAGCGAAGGCUCAGCAGUGGCAGCCACCAACGCCAUUGCAAACCAAAUAAAUACGGCACCCAAGCCAGCAGCCCCAACAACUUUACAGAUCCCACCUCCUCUCCCAGCCAUCAAGCAUCUGCCCAGGCCAGAAACUCUGCACCCUAACCCUGCAGGCUUACAGGAAAGCAUUUCUGACGUCACCACCUGCCUUGUUGCCUCCAAGGAAAAUGUUCAGGUUGCACAGUCAAAUCUCACUAAGGACCGUUCUAUGAGGAAAAGCUUUGACAUGGGAGGAGAAACUCUGUUGUCUGUCUGUCCCGUGGUGCCGAAGGACUUGGGCAAAUCUUUGUCUGUGCAAAACCUGAUCAAGUCGACCGAGGAACUGAAUAUACAACUUUCAGGGAGUGAGUCAAGUGGCUCCAGAGGCAGCCAAGAUUUUUACCCCAAAUGGAGGGAAUCCAAAUUGUUUAUAACUGAUGAAGAGGUGGGUCCUGAAGAGACAGAGACAGACACUUUUGAUGCCGCACCGCAGCCUGCCAGGGAAGCUGCCUUUGCAUCAGACUCUCUAAGGACUGGAAGGUCACGAUCAUCUCAGAGCAUUUGUAAGGCAGGAGAAAGUACAGAUGCCCUCAGCUUGCCUCAUGUCAAACUGAAAUAAGUUCUUCAUUUUCUUUCCAGGCAUAGCAGUUCCUUUAGCCAUACAUAUCAUUGCAUGAACUAUUUCGAAAGCCCUUCUAAAAAGUUGAAAUUGCAAGAAUCCGGAAGAACAUGAAAGGCAGUUUAUAAGCCCGUUCUCUUUUAAUUGCAUGAAAAUGCAUGUUUAGGGAUGGCUAAAAUUCCAAGGUGCAUCGACAUUAACCCACUCAUUUAGUAAUGUACCUUGAGUUAAAAAGCCUGAGAAACCAAACACAGCUAAUGCUAUGGGGUGUAUGAAUAUGUCAAGUUUAGGUCAUUUAGAAGAUUUGACACUGUAUUUUGAAAUUAUGGGAGUAAACACCUUCAAAUUUCAGGCAUUUCUGCUUUGUGACUAAAUACAAACUACAUUUUCAAGAUUAGGCCAUAAUGUAUAUUUAAACACAAUGGCUAUCAACAGCUGCUAAUAAGGUAUCAACUAAAGCAGAAUUGGGGAAUAAUAGAAAUGGCUGCUUAUUUCAAGAUAUAGUUGCCAACCCAUUCCUAUUCAGUCAUUUUAUUAUUAAUGUAAUUUGAAUGUCAAUUUGUGUGCUUCUGGUGAUUUAGCGCUGUGGCAAGCAAUUUUGCACAUCAUUUCCAUGUUGUUCUUUAUGACAAGAAUGUUCUUCAAUUAGAAAAUGUGCAAAUAAUGAGAUUCAGGGCCAGUGGGGCAAAUAGACUAUCUGACAUAUUUGACUUUAUGAAAACAUAUUCCCUGAUGGCAGAAUCAACUUUAUAAGUGGUCAACUUCUACACAAGCGUGUGAAAUACUGAUCAGUAGAACAGCCAUUGUGAUUGGACUGGUUUCUCUGCAAUGGCGCCAACCCCAGGCUUGCCAAUACUGCCUAUGUAAAGGGCAAGUGUGAGAAGCUAUUCUCAAUUGCUGACAUACAGGUAGGACUAUGGGGGAUGGGACAUUUGAGUGGGACUGAGAUAGGAAAGGCUUGAAAAGAACCCAGAAACACCACCAGGAAGUUGGCAAAGUAAAAGAAAAUGACUUCCCCCUCAAAGGGCAAUGAGAGGGAGAGAAACAAACCAAAAUAGAAGAACUAGACUUUUUAGAAAAUGAGUAUUGCUAGGGAAUUCAACUACCUAAUCUUCCCUUAUUCUUAUAUAUAAGCAGAGAAUUUUUGCAAGGUAUUUAUUUUUUAAUAUGCCCUGAAUGUCUUUUGCUAUUAUGUGUACAUUUUGCAUAUGAAAGUCUAAAACGAAACUUCCUUUACUUUUUAUACUGUAGUGAAAAUUUUCUAUUCUUCCCAAGAAUGUUGUCCCAAAUCUGAAAUUACUGGUUCAAUUUCCUGAUAUAAACAUUUACAAUUAGAAGCUAGAUAGUACUGGCAGGGUCUGCAAAUCAGAACACUUAAAUAUAUCAUGGCAGCAAAAAGACCAAGGGAAACAAAACGACAAAUGUAUUUAUCAGAAAGCAAGCAAUGCUGACUGCUUGUUAGAAACCCAUCUAGCUAUCUUAGGUCAUCAGAACUUCAGCCAACGUAAUGACAUUCAAAA
Messenger RNA from Nomascus leucogenys (northern white-cheeked gibbon), 5349 nucleotides. The record is from RefSeq and is a predicted model, not a curated record. Lineage: Eukaryota; Metazoa; Chordata; Mammalia; Primates; Hylobatidae.